CCUCUUAAAUAGCGCUUGCCUUCCGGUUUUCUCUUCGCCCUGGUGGAUGUGAAAGAAUGACGUGUAAACGCCGUAACGGAGGGCGUGCAAAACAUGGCCGAGGCCAUGUGAAUCCAGUGCGCUGCACGAAUUGCGCACGAUGUGUCCCUAAGGACAAGGCGAUUAAAAAAUUCGUGAUCAGAAACAUCGUUGAGGCGGCUGCUGUGAGAGAUAUCACAGAAGCCAGUGUCUAUCAGGCAUACCAACUCCCCAAAUUGUACGCGAAGUUGCACUACUGCGUCUCUUGCGCCAUCCACUCCAAGGUUGUGCGCAAUAGAUCGAAAGCUGAUCGGCGCAUCAGGACACCUCCAGCUCGCAACUUCCCCAGGGAUAAUGUGCGCCAACCCCAACCGAACCGAAAGUAAUGUGUAUGAAAUUUUAAGUACAAUAAAAUAAUUUUUGGAGCGUA
Messenger RNA from Belonocnema kinseyi, 448 nucleotides. RefSeq names its product 40S ribosomal protein S26 (gene RpS26). Bases 57 to 404 code for a protein of 115 amino acids. Gene Ontology annotation, cellular component: ribosome; cytosolic small ribosomal subunit. Gene Ontology annotation, molecular function: structural constituent of ribosome; mRNA binding. Lineage: Eukaryota; Metazoa; Arthropoda; Insecta; Hymenoptera; Cynipidae. The record is from RefSeq and is a predicted model, not a curated record. The transcript has 3 exons. Gene Ontology annotation, biological process: translation.